AUGGGGCUCGACCUUAUGGAUGGAAAACCUGUGCGUGUGUUUGCUGAUACAGAUGCAGUGAAGUCAGUGUCCGUGCUGGAGGGAGAUUCAGUCACUCUAAACUCUAAUGUUACUGAAUUAAUGGAUGAUGAUCUGAUUCUGUGGAGGUUUGGAUCUGAAAACACUUUAAUAGCUGAAAUCAAUGUAAUGGAUGGCAGCAUCACUGUAUAUGAUGAUGUUCUUGAUGAGAGAUUCAGAGACAGACUGAAGGUGGAUCAUCAAACUGGAUCUCUGAUCAUCACAAACACCAGAACUCAACACACUGGACUCUAUCUACUACAGACCAACAGUGUGAGCAAGAGUUUCUCUCUCACUGUCUAUGGUGUGUUUGCUGAUACAGAUGCAGUGAAGUCAGUGUCCGUGCUGGAGGGAGAUUCAGUCACUCUAAACUCUAAUGUUACUGAAUUAAUGGAUGAUGAUCUGAUUCUGUGGAGGUUUGGAUCUGAAAACACUUUAAUAGCUGAAAUCAAUGUAAUGGCCGGCAGCAUGACUGUAUAUGAUGAUGAUCUUGAUGAGAGAUUCAGAAACAGACUGAAGCUGGACAAUCAAACUGGAUCUCUGAUCAUCACAAACACCAGAACUCAACACACUGGACUCUAUCUACUACAGACCAACAGUGUGAGCAAGAGUUUCUCUCUCACUGUCUAUGCUUCUUUGCCCACUCCUAACAUCAUCAGAGACUGUUCUUCAUCAUCAUCAUCAUCAUCACAGCAGAAUUGUUCACUGGUGUGUUCAGUGGUGAAUGUGAGUCAUGUGACUCUCUCCUGGUACAAAGGAAACAGUUUAUUGUCCAGCAUCAGUGUGUCUGAUCUCAGCAUCAGUCUCUCUCUACCUCUGGAGGUGGAAUAUCAGGAGAAAAACAGCUACAGCUGUGUGCUCAACAAUCCCAUCAGCAACCAGACCACACAUCUGGACAUCAGUGAACUUUGUCACACAUGUGCAGUUGAGACUAAUGAAGACGAGAUCACUUACAUUGAGCCGAUGUUCUACAAAAGAAAAGCACAGAAACCGGAAGCAGCACGUGCUAUCAACGCUGCUUUCUUUGCCUCAGCUUUCAUACAUGCAGAGGAUGCAGUAGAUUACACCGAGAAUCUUGAUGUUCGACUUGAACAACUAGUGUGA
Messenger RNA from Sinocyclocheilus grahami, 1161 nucleotides. RefSeq lists its product as uncharacterized. The coding region runs from base 1 to 1161 and encodes 386 amino acids. The record is from RefSeq and is a predicted model, not a curated record. The transcript is spliced from 6 exons. Lineage: Eukaryota; Metazoa; Chordata; Actinopteri; Cypriniformes; Cyprinidae.